Botrytis fragariae is the source of this 736-nucleotide messenger RNA. RefSeq names its product putative 60s ribosomal protein l35 protein. The coding region runs from base 1 to 543 and encodes 180 amino acids. Gene Ontology annotation, cellular component: ribosome; cytosolic large ribosomal subunit. Lineage: Eukaryota; Fungi; Ascomycota; Leotiomycetes; Helotiales; Sclerotiniaceae. The transcript has 5 exons. Gene Ontology annotation, biological process: translation; maturation of LSU-rRNA from tricistronic rRNA transcript (SSU-rRNA, 5.8S rRNA, LSU-rRNA). The record is from RefSeq and is a predicted model, not a curated record. Gene Ontology annotation, molecular function: structural constituent of ribosome; mRNA binding.
AUGCUGCAUCCGUUGAUGAAUACUUCUCAUAAGCCAAAGGUUCGAUUUGAACUCCACGAAAAGAACAAGUCUUUCCAGGAAAGGGCUGUGCAGACUACUAGCAACUUCGAUAUUUUCACGACGACGAGACGCCCGACAACCACAAUCGACAACCACCUGACCCUUACUCAAAAUGUAAAGACUGGCCAACUUUGGUCCAAGAACAAGGCGGACCUCGCAAAGCAACUUGGAGAGUUGAAGACUGAGCUCGGUCAAUUGAGAACUCAGAAGAUUGCUGGAGGAUCUGCUGCUAAGCUCACCAAGAUCCACGACGUCCGAAAGUCAAUUGCCAAGGUCCUCACAGUCAUCAACGCCAACCAACGCGCACAACUCCGUCUCUUCUACAAGGGAAAGAAGUACCUUCCUCUCGAUCUCCGAUCCAAGCAAACUCGUGCCAUCCGUAGACGUCUCAGCAAGCACGAGAAGGAGUUGCAGUUGGAGAAGACCAAGAAGAGAUCGAUGCACUUCCCACAAAGAAAGUUCGCUGUUAAGGCGGAGGCUUAGAUUUUCUGGACGUAGGUGUUUAUGAUUGUGAGGAUGGCUGGCAUGGUGCCUUUUGCCUGGUUUGUUUUCGCACGGGUCACGGUGUAUCAUCGAAAAUAGCAUGGCUAGUAAAAAAGCCUUUUCCAAUAAAUCAAACGACUUGAGCAAAACAACAAAUGGGUCCUUUGGAUUUGGUGUGAUAUCUUGUGCGAGC